This is a messenger RNA of Vicia faba (fava bean), 2568 nucleotides long. The record is from the annotation of a GenBank genome assembly. Lineage: Eukaryota; Viridiplantae; Streptophyta; Magnoliopsida; Fabales; Fabaceae.
AUGUCUCGAGCUGAAGAACUCUGGGAGCGGUUAGUUCGUGCUGCUUUAAGAAGGGAAAGAACUGGUGAUGAUGCAUUUGGGCAACCUGCUGGUGGAAUUGCUGGAAAUGUGCCAUCUGCACUUGCUAAAAAUAGAGAUAUUGAUGAAAUUUUAAGAGUUGCAGAUGAAAUUCAAGACGAUGCUCCCACAGUUUCUCGAAUAUUAUGUGAGCAUGCAUAUUCAUUAUCUCAAAAUUUGGACCCCAACAGUGAAGGCCGAGGUGUUUUACAAUUCAAGACCGGUUUGAUGUCUGUCAUUAAGCAAAAGUUGGCUAAAAGGGAAGUUGGAACCAUAGAUAGAAGUCAGGACAUUGCCCGAUUACAGGAGUUCUACAAGAGUUACAGAAAGAAAAAUAAUGUGGAUAAAUUACUUGAGGAGGAAAUGCAAUUGAGGGAAUCUGGUGCUUUCAGCCGUAAUCUUGGCGAGUUGGAGCGUAAGACUGUGAAGAGGAAAAGGGUUUUUGCUACCUUAAAGGUUUUAGGAACAGUACUUGAGCAGCUGAGUGAAGAAAUUCCUGAUGAGCUUAAGCGGGUCAUGGAAUCAGAUUCUGCAUCAACCGAGGAUCUGAUUGCUUACAACAUCAUCCCUAUAGAUGCUGCUUCUUCAACAAAUGCUAUUGCUUUUUUCCCCGAGGUGCAAGCAGCAAUUUCAGCUCUGAAGUAUUUCAAUGGCUUGCCUGAACUGCCCAGGGCCUAUUUCAUCCCUCCUACAAGGAAUGCCAACAUGUUAGAUUUUCUGCAGUAUACUUUUGGAUUUCAGAAAGAUAAUGUAGCUAAUCAGCGCGAACACAUAGUUCAUCUGCUUGCAAAUGAGCAAUCUCGGCUUGGAGUUCCAGACAAAACUGAACCCAAAUUGGAUGAAGCAGCCUUGCAUGAAGUAUUCCUCAAAUCCCUCGAUAAUUACACAAAUUGGUGCAACUACCUAUGCAUUCAGCCUGUCUGGAGCAGUUUGGAAGCUGUUACUAAAGAGAAGAAAUUGCUGUAUGUUUCUUUAUACCUCCUAAUUUGGGGAGAAGCUUCAAAUGUCAGGUUUCUACCUGAAUGCUUGUGCUACAUAUUCCAUCAUAUGGCUCGAGAGAUGGAUGAGAUCUUAAGGCAGCAGGUUGCACAUACAGCUAAUAGUUGCACUUCCGAGAAUGGUGUCUCAUUUCUUGAUCAAGUUAUCCUUCCUCUCUAUGAAGUUAUUUCUGCAGAAGCUGGAAACAAUGAUAAUGGGAAGGCAUCUCAUUCAUCUUGGAGAAAUUACGAUGAUUUUAAUGAGUAUUUCUGGUCAUUACAUUGCUUUGAGCUUAGCUGGCCGUGGCGCAAAAGUUCUUCAUUUUUCCAAAAGCCAGAACAUAGAUCUAAGAAAAUUUCAUCUGGCAGAAGUCAGCGUCAGGGGAAAACAUCUUUUGUGGAGCAUCGGACUUUUUUUCAUCUUUAUCAUAGUUUCCACCGAUUAUGGAUAUUUCUUUUCAUGAUGUUCCAGGGUCUAGCAAUUAUUGCUUUCAAUGAUGGAAGAUUUGAUGCCAAGACCUGGCGAGAGGUUCUUAGUCUUGGACCCACAUUUGUUGUGAUGAAAUUUUUUGAGAGUGUCCUGGACAUUUUCAUGAUGUACGGUGCAUAUAAAACGACGAGGCGUUCAGCUUUAUCACGAAUAUUUCUAAGAUUUAUUUGGUUUAGCGUUACUUCAGUUUUUGUAACUUUCCUUUAUAUAAAAGCACUCCAGGAAGAGAGUAAAAGAGAUUCGAAUUCAGUUAUUUUCAAAUUAUAUGUGCUUGUCAUUGGGAUUUAUGCCGGUGUUCAGUUUUUCAUUAGUUUCCUCAUGCGGAUUCCUGCAUGCCAUCUUCUGACAAACCGGUGUGACAGCUGGCCUCUCAUUCGCUUUGCGAAAUGGCUGCGCCAGGAACGGUAUUACGUUGGCCGGGGAAUGUACGAAAGGAGUUUGGAUUUCAUAAAGUAUAUGCUGUUUUGGCUUGUCAUUUUGAGUGCAAAAUUUUCGUUUGCUUACUUUCUUCAGAUCAAGCCACUUGUGGUCCCAACAAGGGAUAUAAUAAAAGAGAAUAAUAUAGUGUACUCUUGGCAUGAUUUUGUCUCUAAAAAUAAUCACAAUGCUUUGACAGUUAUUAGCAUAUGGGCUCCAGUGGUUUGUAUUUAUCUGUUGGACAUUUAUGUGUUUUAUACACUUGUAUCGGCUGUCUGGGGAUUCUUGCUGGGGGCUAGAGCUCGUUUGGGUGAGAUAAGGUCAUUGGAAGCGCUACAAAAGCUUUUUGAGCAGUUUCCUGGAGCUUUCAUGGACACUCUUCAUGUUGCUCUACCCAACAGGAGUGCCCAACUGUCAUCAUUUCAGGUUGUUGAAAAGGACAAGGUUGAUGCUUCUCGGUUCUCCCCGUUUUGGAAUGAGAUUAUAAGAAAUCUAAGGGAGGAAGAUUAUAUAGCCAACUUUGAACUGGAGUUGCUUUUAAUGCCAAGAAAUUCUGGAGAUAUUCCUUUGGUUCAGUGGCCACUCUUUCUACUUGCAAGCAAGGAUUUGCUAGAAUGUUAUUUCUAG